AUGAGCCAGGAAGCUGAAUCAGAACCAGUUUACGAAGAACCAAUCGAUAUUCCGUUGGAAGAAGAGGAUGAUGAUGACGAAGACGAUGAGGCCGAUGAAGUCGGUGAAUCACAUACCCCAUCAACUACGCAGCAAAAAUUACGAGCUGAAGCUGAAGCUCAUGGAGAUGCUGAUGAAGAUGAAGAUAUGGAUACAAUGCAUGCAAAUGCAUCAAGAAGUGGUACAUCAACACCUUUAGGUAAUGCGAAUACUGCUGCUGGAGACGAUGACGAAAUGGAUGAUGAUGAACUAGAUGAUGACGACGGUGAUGAAAAUAAUAAGAAGAGAGAUUCACAGGGUAAGUUUAAAAAAUACCCUAAGCUAGAUCCUGCAAAGGCGCCACCAGGUAAAAAGGUUCCGUUGCAUUUACUGGAAAAGAGAAGACUGGGUAGAAUUAAGGCAGCCGAGGAAUUUGCAAGAAAAUUGAAGAAAAUUGGUAUUGAAAAAGUGGAAACGAAUACGUUACCACCAACAGGCCUUUUCCAACCAAUGAUUUUAAUUAACCAAAAGAAUUAUUCUUCAGAUUAUUUGAAAAAAGAUGAACAAGUGUUUGCACUUAGAGAUAGGAAGGUUCUCAGAAAUAAUACACAAGUACCUUCAAUGGCAAAUACACCAGAUGUAGCGGACUUGAAAAGGGAAAAUGGUAACACGACCGAGUUAAACGAAGCUGCCGGCGACGAAGAUAUUGAUUUAAGUGAUGCAAAUACAACACUGGUUAUACAUCCAGGUUCCAAUUCUUUAAAGGUCGGUUUUGCUAAGGAUGAAUCGCCAUUCGUAAUACCUUCAUGUGUUGCAAUUCCAAAAUCUGAACUUCAUAACCAAAUACCAAUGGAUCAAAAAAAUCAAACUUGUUAUACUAGAGACCAGCCGACUGAAUUUGAAGAGAUUAAAGCUGAAAUGCAGCACAGUUUUAGGGAAAGAAUGAGAUUUUACAAAAGGAAAGUUCAACCAAAUGCACACGAACAAGUUAUUAAUUUUAACAAAGUAUCUAAACCUGAAUUGAUAGAGGAUAAAAAUGAUUAUAACCGCAUUAAUUGGAUUACAACCCCUGAUAGACGUUAUUACGGUGCAGAUGCACUUAGAUGUUCUAAAGAUCAUUUCGUCAUAAGAUAUCCCAUUGUCAAGGGCGGUUCGUUUAAUAUAGCUUCACCAGAUUACAGAUCUUUACAAGAUCUCAUGGGUGAUUUUACUGGCCUCUUAGAACACGUGUUAAGAUCGCCCAGAUUUCAAUUGAAGAGAUCACAGUUUGCUCAGUAUAAAGUUGUACUGGUAAUACCUGAUCUCUUUGAAAAGAGUCAUGUGGAAACUUUGAUCAGAUGUUUGAUAACGGAAAUGCAAUUCCAAGCAGUUGCCAUCAUGCAAGAAUCUUUGGCUACGUGUUAUGGAGCUGGGAUUAGUACUUCAACUUGUGUGGUGAAUAUCGGAGCUACACAGACAAGAAUUGCAUGUGUUGAUGAAGGAACAGUUUUACAAGAUAGUUGCAUAACGUUAGACUAUGGUAGUGAUGACAUUACUAAACUAUUUGCUCUUUUCCUUUUACAAAGUGAGUUCCCAUACCAGGAUUGGGACAUCGAAACUGCUCAUGGGUGGCACUUGGCGGAGGAAUUAAAGAAGAAUUAUACAACUUUUCAAGAUGCUAAUGUGACUGUACAACUUUACAACUUUAUCAAACGUAUACCGGGCCAACAAGCUGAAAAAUUUGAUUUUAAAGUGUUUGACGAAGUAAUUUUGGCACCUUUAUCGCUUUUCUAUCCGGGAAUAGUAGCACAACUUAGGAAUGAAUUAAAACCUCGAUCUCAAAAUGAAAAAUUGGAAAGUGAAUUGCCGAUAUCAAGAGAUAUUUUCACCGAUAACCUUGACGACUGGAGAUCAUUGUCACAGACAGAGUGUUUAGAUAACCAACUGUAUUGUGGUAAUCAAGAUGAAUUUCAAAUGUUGUGCAAACUUUUAGAUGCACCAUCAAGAUUGGAUGAAUUGCAAGCAGAAAAUCGAUUGGAACCAGAUAUAAGGCAAAAUUAUGCACCAUUGGAAAAGGCAAUUGUUCAAAGUAUAACUAACGCAUGUCUAUCGUUCGAUGUUUCAAAGAUGUCAUCGUUUUAUUCUAAUAUUUUAGUGUGUGGUGGUGGGUCUAACGUUCCUGCAUUCGAUUUCAUUUUAACCGAUCGCAUAAACAUUUGGAGACCAAGAAUAUUGAGCCAUACCUCUUUCCCCGAUUUAUACAAAAAACUUUCAAAACAGAUUAAGGAUAUUAAAAAUUCAGUUAAAAAUGGUGAAGGUAAAUCCAACGGACCUCAAGAAGAUGAACAAUUAAAAGAAAAAGUGCAAGAAGUCAUUAAAAAGGAGCUUGAACGUUAUCACGAACUUAUUGAGUCUCAGAAUAAUGCAGAUCACACUUUACCAGUUAGUGUACUUCCACCACCAAGAGAUUUAGACCCCGCAAUACUGAUAUGGAAGGGUGCAAGUGUUUUAGCCCAGAUUAAGCUUGUAGAAGAACUGUAUCUGACUGGAGCUGAUUGGGACAUCCACGGAAGUAGAAUUUUGCAGUAUAAGUGUAUAUUUACAUAUUAG
Molecule: messenger RNA, 2607 nt
Organism: Zygosaccharomyces rouxii
Lineage: Eukaryota; Fungi; Ascomycota; Saccharomycetes; Saccharomycetales; Saccharomycetaceae
Gene: ARP8
Product: Arp8p
Exons: 1
Coding region: 1-2607 (868 amino acids)
Biological process (GO): double-strand break repair; regulation of DNA-templated transcription
Cellular component (GO): Ino80 complex
Source: RefSeq, a predicted model, not a curated record